AUUUAUUCAUUCAUUCAUUCAAUUAUAUACCUCACAUAUGCAGGGUGGGAUAAAAGCUGUGGUGUGGACAGAUGUUGUUCAAGCUGUUCUUAUCCUCAUUGGAAUCAUCGCCCUUCAAGUGAAGUCCCUUAUGCUUGUGGGCGGGUGGGGCAACGUGUUUGCUGCGUUAGAGAAAGGACAUCGAAUGAAUUUUUUCAGUUUUGACCUAGACCCGACAAUACGUGCAACAACAUUUUCGGUGGUGAUUGGGAUGACCGUGUUCACAUGUGGAGUCCAAUGCACAUCUCAGGCUUUGGCUCAAAGAUAUCUGUCAUGCAAAACUUUAAAACAAGCGAGACAGUCAAUGGUAAUAGGUUCCAUAACCAACGCAGUAUUGGUCACAAUAUGUGGAUUGAAUGGCUGUAUCAUGUUCGCUUACUACAAGGACUGCGAUCCAGUUUUAUCGAAGAAAAUACAUAAAAUAGAUGAGAUAAUGCCGUUUAUGGUAAUGGAUGUGUUUUCCAAGAUGCCAGGGAUGUCUGGUGUGUUUGUAUCUACAAUAUACAGUGGAACCCUCAGCACUGUGUCCUCUGGUAUCAAUUCUCUUGCCAAUGUUAUUCUUGAAGAUUUCUACAAACCAAAGCGACCAAACCUCAGCCAAAAGUCAUAUCUACUCGCAAGCAAGUUAUUCGCCUUCACCCUUGGCAUAAUAAUGACAGCAACAGCGUACGUGGUCCCAUUUCUUGGCACCACAGUCGUACAAAUCGUAGUCAGUGCGUUUGGAUUAUUUUUGGGGCCCGUUCUUGCCACAUUUACAAUGGGGAUAUUUAUACCGUGGACAAACUCGAAGGGGGCAAUUAUCGGUGCACUCGUCGGUUCAGCUGUUGCAUGCUGGGUCUGUGUUGGCGGGUUGGUGUAUGCUCCUUAUCAUGAUAUAAAACAAAUACUGCCCCGCAACAUUAGUGGGUGCGUUUCAAAUUCAUUCAAUGCCACGGAGGGAUUAACGACUCCUUUAUUUGGUCAUACUAUGUUGCCGACAGCAAUUCCAACAUCGAGCCCAUCACUGACCACCACGUUAUACUCAGUGUCGUACAUGUACCACGCAAUGAUUGGGUUUAUGGUAGCUUUACUCACAGGUGUGGCUGCAUCAUUCGUGACAGGUCACAACAUAGCUUCACAAGCAGAUCCGCAGCUUUUUCUUCCUUUAUUUGACAACAAAUUUCUCCCGGAAAAAGUACGAAAAUGCUUCCGCUUGGGAGUGCCAGAGAUCCAACCACGAAAAUUCUGCUUCGCAGAAAAUUGCCGACUGGAGGAAAAAAUCAACUUAAAUCAAAAUGGAACAGAAAACGUUCAAUGAAAAGAUGAUUUAAUAAUUCUAUAUUUCUUUAAUAAACAUAAAUGAUGCUGUUAUGGCGUUAUAUAAUGGAAUAGAGAUAUGAAAGAAACAAAUGUUUGAACAAGAAUAUAUAAGUUGAAUGAAUGAA
This is a messenger RNA of Ciona intestinalis (vase tunicate), 1463 nucleotides long. Lineage: Eukaryota; Metazoa; Chordata; Ascidiacea; Phlebobranchia; Cionidae. The record is from RefSeq and is a predicted model, not a curated record.